Messenger RNA from Schistosoma curassoni, 5722 nucleotides. The record is from the annotation of a GenBank genome assembly. Lineage: Eukaryota; Metazoa; Platyhelminthes; Trematoda; Strigeidida; Schistosomatidae.
AUGAAUCCGACUCCUUCACCUGGUAAAACGAACGGUCCGGACUCUCGAUGCAUUUAUUUCGAAGACAUCCAAUUUUUUUCCCCAAAUAUCGAUAUGUCGUCAUGGAACAAAACUGAAGUAAACAAAUAUUUUCAUGUUCUUGAAAACAACUCGACAGACUGUUUCACUGUCGUAAAUAUAUCAAUUCCAACCAACAGAGAGGGGAUUUUAUGCGUUACGGAUUCAGUUGCCAAUGAACAAUUAAUUUGUUUCCCACUUAAUGAGAUCAAAAACUUGUCAAAGGGAUCCGACACCGCAACAGCAAAUUAUGUUUUACUAACUCACGGUACUUCAUCAUCAAAUAACGAAGCGAUAGACCCGUCUUCAGAAGAGCCAUUAAACAUGUACCUAACACAUAUAUUACGUUGUCCAACAUAUCAUGGGACGUUGAGGAUAAUCGAUGUCAUCCGUCGAAUCAUUACUGAAGAAACUGGAUCCACUGCUACUAUUUCAGGUGUGUGGGAGCCUCAAAGUGUUACUUUACGUUUACAUUUGGAUAUAAGAGAAGAUGAUGGAUCGAGUGUUAACUUUACUCCUGUACCAAAAGAAAAGUCGGAAUUAUUUAAAAUGAGAAAGAGCACAGCUAAACGACUAUUUGUUGGUGUCAGUCAAUUAGACGGUCAUGUUUAUCUACCGAUAAAUGGAAUUUUAGACGUAUGUUUGGGUUUUGGUCGUUAUUUAUCGGAUAGUGAACUAACCUAUUUGGGAGGCGAAGAAAAUGUCACACGAGGAGAAGCAUCAUCUAAUUCUUUAAGCGGAACUUCAUUUUCUACUUGGGUUACUUGGCCAUCAAAUCAUAAUCAAUUCUCUAUGUUUGAUGUCGUUGGAAGUCGUGAUGAAUGUAUAUUCUUCACGGUUGUUGUACGCCUACUUAUCCAUAGACUUGAAGAACCAUUAGCUCUGCGACGAAUCUGCCGAGCGCGUGUUUAUAAAACAGAUGAAAUAUUUUGGCUCUCUUUAGAUAGAAAACCUGUUAUAGAAGAUUAUACUAUUAAAUUAACUGAGAGUAUAGAUGAAAACGGAAAUUUACACGCUGGUAAAAUACAGAAAAUUUUCAAUGUUACUGCAUUUCAUCCAGAACAUAAUCAAUCAAUUGUUCCAUCAGUUGUUAAUCAAGCUGAAGAUAGUGACAAUGAACCACUGAUGAGCGGUAAUGGAAUUGUAUCGAGAGAAGUUACAGAUGAUCAGCUACUUCUUGAAUGGGGACAUUUAGUUACUGAAUGGCAUAACAAAGUCAGACAAGAUCAAGCUAAUGGUCUCGGCUUAUCUACAUAUUGUUUGAGAAUUGAAUUAUUGUAUAGUGGUUGUUCUGGUCCUCAUAUUUCUCAUUUAGGUUCUGCAUUUUGUCAACGAAUUAGGAAACUAGUUAGCCGUGGUAUUCCAGAUGCCUUACGAGCUGAAGUUUGGCAGUUAUUAUCUGGUUGUCCUGUUGAUGAAAGUGGAUUGAUGGAUGCUUAUCGAAUUCUCAUUACUAAACCAUGUAAACAUGAUGAAGUUAUACGUCGUGAUUUAGCACGCACAUUUCCAGCUCAUAGUUUCUUCCGUGAUAAAAUUGGACAGGAAAGUCUCUUUCUUGUUAGUCGUGCUUAUGCUUUGUACGAUGAAGAAGUUGGUUAUUGUCAAGGUUUAACAUUUUUUGCCGCUGUAUUAUUACUUCAUAUGCCAGUAGAACAAGCAUUCACAUUAUUAGUACAAGUGAAUAACAAUUAUGGAGUUAGAGAAUUUUUCUUGAAUGAUUUCGAUGGAUUACAUAUGCGAUUAUAUCAAUUGGAUCGUAUUAUUCAGGAUCAAUUGCCAGAUGUAGCAAAACAUUUUAGUGAUCUUGGCUUAGAAACUCACAUGUUCGCUAGUCAAUGGUUUUUAACAUUGUUCACUGCUAAAUUUCCAUUAAAUGUUGUCUUUCAUAUUGUUGAUCUGUUUCUAACUGAGGGUUUGAUAUUCAUAUUCAAAGUGUCUUUAGCACUAUUGCAAUUGGCUAGACGUGACUUACUCGGUUUGGACUUUGAAGGUGUUCUCAAGCAUUUGCGUGUUACGAUGCCAAAAAAAUAUUUAGCCCAUGAUGCUAAUCAAGAAUUACUUAGUAUUGCAUUAUCGGCUAAAGUUACUUCCUCCAAAUUACAAAAAUAUGCUAAAGAAUGGAUAACAAAGAGAGCUCAAGAAAAAUUGACCGAAUCUCCUCUACAUGUCAUGGAGUGUCAGUUGGCAUCAUUACGUCGAGAAGUUUCUCGAUUAGAACACGAGAAUGAAUCACUGGCUACCGGUCUUUUAUCGAGUAAAACAUUAAUGCACAAACAAGUUGACCGGUUAGAAGAUAAAGCUGAAAUAUUAACUCGAGAAUUAUUCGCUUCCAGGCAGGAUUUUCAAGAUGCUUUAGAAGAAAAAGCUCACUUAGAAAAUGAAGUACUACAGGUGAAAAAAAUGUUUCGUAGUGCACUUGAAGAGAAUUCCAUUGAAUUAGAAAGAAAUCAACAUAUGUUUACUAGCUAUAAAGCAAUUAUAAAAGAAUUAAAUGAUUAUUUAAUAAAAAUUAAUGAAAAUUAUCCUAUCAAUUCAUUAACUAUUAAUCAAUUAUAUAAACAUGAUCCAUUAUUUUUGGAUUUAACUUUUGAUUUAAUAAAACAAGUAUUACAUUGUAAAGAAUGCUCAUCUAUUGUCAAUACUUAUAUUGAAAAAUCAAAUAGUGUAAAUUUAACAGAUCAUGUAAAUACUCCUUUAUCUAUUAAAGAGGAAGAGAUUGUUAAUAUGAACAGUAAUAAUGAUAAUACAGACAAACAAAAUCAAGAUCAUUUGAACAAUCAAUCUGAAGAAAAAAUCAUUAAUGGUAAAUGUACAAGAAGACAAUCAAUUAUACAUAUUCUUGAUAAAUUCAAAUUAUUGAAUACACCUAACAGUUGUUCUUCUCCAUCAUUGAAAUUACAUGAACUAAAUGGUGAUAAAUCAAUGGAAGAAUCCAUCACAUUAAAUAAUAUUACAUCUAAUGUAAUUAAUGAAAAUAAUUGUGAAACUUCAUCACACUAAUUAACAAUUAUCUAUUGAGAUUAUGUAAAUAUUAUUUAUCAUUAAUUAUGUAUUUAUCCUAUGAUUUUCAAUGUUAACAAAUUAUAACCAAUUUUAAGUUGUAUUUAUGAUCAUAUUCUCUUAAUUCACUACAAUCUCCGUAGUAACUAUUAUUAUUAUUAUUAUUACUUUCUGAGUUAUUAUUUAUCAUUAUUUUCAUUUUCGUUUUAAUUACUUAAAUUUUUUUCUUUUAUUUAUCUUUUUAUAUUUUGGUAAAAGAUCUUACCAUUUAUUUACUUCUUUUUGUCUUAUUUAAUGUAUUACGAAAUGAAAAAUAUUACAUAAUAUGAUCAUGAUAAUUAUUUCUUUAAUUUCAAUUUUAUUUUAUGUUAGAAUAACUGUAAACUUGAUCAUUCAAACAAUCAUAGCAUAUUUGUAAUUGAAUUGAAUUUGAUCGUUCAAUAUGUUAUAAAUUAUUUUGUAGCGUUCAAGAUUUUGUUGUUUAAAAAUAUAUUUCAUUUCUGUAAUAAACCACUUCCUAUGACUCUUUUUUCUCAAAAUUUGCUUUAUAAAUGUUGAAUUAUAUAAUAUCAGCCUGAAGAAAAAUAUUCACAAAUUGUAAUUUCAAUUAGAUAUCUCUUUUAAUUAGGUAAAUUAUAUUGGAGGAAAGUACUCUUCUAUUAUCAAUUUAACAUGGAUUUCUUUACUUCUAUAAAAAACGUAAAGAUAUAUCUAUAUACAAUGAAUAAAAGUUUCUCACAAAGAAACAGGCUUCCUUAAUAUGAAAAUCGAGUACUUACUUCAGUAUACAACUAAUAUUUGUUAGAGGCUUUAUCUAAAUAUUAAUCUCUUGAAAAGUAAAGAAUUAUGUGUUAUCUUCGUUAAAUUUAAAACAAUAACAUGCUUGAAGAAAUAUUAACAAUUUGUAAAUUUUAUUCAGCUAUUUAUAUAUAUUGACUUAAUUAUUUUCAUAUCUUCAAAAUCUAUCGAAGUAUCUUCCAAAUCAUUUAUUUAUUUCUUAUAAUAAAUCAAAUUGCUUUUCAUAGUUAUAACACUAAAUUCCACUAUGUGUUCUACUUGUAUUUCAUUUUAAUUUGAACGAAUAAAUCAUAUUUAACAUUCAAUAGUUCAUAUGAAGCUGAUCUAGUGAAUAAUGCUUGAGAUUUAAUAGUCAGUUCAUAACUUCAUUCAUUGAGAAGUGAAAUACAAUUACCCUUGUAUUCCAACUGCAUAAUUAUUUUAAAUGGCUUUAGUUGUGUUAAUUAAUCUUAAGUAUUUUGUGUAUCAGUUUAUCAAUUUACUAAAAAGGAAUAAUUUUUAUUGGCGAGUUAUUUUUUUUUCCACUAUUCAUUCAUUUGUGGGGAAGGAUGUCAGUUACUCGCUGCAACCGGAUUGUAUUGCUUAAUCAGACUUCAAAUCAACUGAGUCAAUUAACCACAGGUAGCCAGAAACAGAUUAUAUUCUGCCACUUGGAAAAGUCUAGAGUGUUAGUGUCCCCAAAUGCUGGUAAAACGGAGAAUGGAAAGGGUCGUGUUCUCCCGUCACGUAAAGUGGGCUUUUACGAAAAUGGUAGAACGAAAAGUGAACUUCCGGUCAUUAAACUAGGCUGGUGGACCCAUAGGACCCACCUACGGAAGUUGGAAAACUGUGAUUCCAAACCUAUGAUGUAAACGGACUUCAGGAUCCUAUUGAGAUGUCAGGGUAGUAUUCUAACACACUCAGAAAUAUGAUAAAUAAUAAUAAUGAAGAAAACAACCGGUUCGCGUACAUGUGAUUUGCAGUGCAUUUAAUUCAAAGGUAUCUACUUUGCACUGUCUCACCUUUGUUUUCCUUUUUUCAUCCUGUUUACUUAUAUUAUUUAACCUAACCAGUAGUUUACCUCUGCCGAAAACUCUGUCCCAUCUAGACGGUCCCAAGUCUUUCAGUAGUCGCAUUGAUUAGUACUGUCAUGGAAUACAAAAUAUAGGGCUAUCUUAUUUAAACUUGCCUACUUCGUUUACGCACUGAUACAGAGCAGAUAACAUGUAGGUUUGGCCAAUUCUUGGGGAAGUUUUUAUGGUUACGAAUGCUGCGUAUUUGGAAUUGAUCGUGUCCUGGUUUAAAACAAGCUUUUCUUGCCUUUCGCUGACCCAAAAACGUAUCGUCCUGAAUGGAUUGUUGUACGCAGACUAUGUUUAAGGCUAGCCAUCAGCCUCCCGAAGAAUACUGACGAACGUUGGUUAUGUCUUCAUGAAUCUAAGAAAGUAGCAAGUAAAGUUGCUUUUCAGUUCGUGUAACGUCCAUUUCACAAGUGUUGGGUUGUACUAGAAUAUUUUAGAAAUAAUUCCAAAGGCUUCGUAUAUCACUUUUCCUGAUAACCGUUAUUAGAUAAAACUCAACGGUGUAUAUAUUUCCCUAACGGUUCUUUCGUCGUGUCAGAUACUUGUUCUAUAUUUCCUUCUCUUGCAGCUUUCUCCACUCUCAUUUCUAGAUCUUCCACGUAUUUAUGCUUGUCAGUUCUCCACUUCAUUGUAUGCAUCAGUGUAUUCAGCUUGUGCCUUAACUUGCUGUGUUCUCAUUCGGCUGUUGUUAAUUGCUGUCUUCUUGUUCUUCUUUUCUUGAAUCAAAUACAGGGUUUCCAUAGAGACCUAUUCCUUAUAAAAGUGCUUCUUCAGGCUUAGAACCUGCUGACACAUUGAAGUUAAUG